Molecule: messenger RNA, 1284 nt
Organism: Brettanomyces bruxellensis
Lineage: Eukaryota; Fungi; Ascomycota; Pichiomycetes; Pichiales; Pichiaceae
Exons: 1
Coding region: 1-1284 (427 amino acids)
Biological process (GO): carbohydrate metabolic process; GDP-mannose biosynthetic process
Cellular component (GO): cytosol
Molecular function (GO): mannose-6-phosphate isomerase activity; zinc ion binding
Source: RefSeq, a predicted model, not a curated record
AUGUCGUCAUUAAUUCCUAUCGUUGGUGCCGCCCAGAAUUACGCCUGGGGUAAAUAUGGUUCCAAAUCAGCAGUUGCACAAUUCUCACAUAGCAAUGAUCCAUCUGUCAGUAUUGAUGAGACCAAGCCUUACGCUGAACUUUGGAUGGGUACACAUGCGAAAGCACCUGCAACACUUAAGGACAACAGAAAUAAACUGCUUUCAGAUGUUAUCGCCUCAGAUCCAUCUAAAUAUUUGGGUUCUAAAGUUCUUUCUCAGUAUCCUACUACUAAUGGUGGGCUUCCUUUCCUUUUCAAGGUUUUAUCUAUCAACAAGGUUCUUUCAAUUCAGGCACACCCAGAUAAGUCUCUUGGAGCCAAAUUGCAUGUAGCCGAUCCAUCGCAUUAUCCUGAUUCUAACCACAAGCCGGAGAUGGCAGUUGCCAUUACAGAUUUUGAGGCUUUCUGUGGAUUUAAGCCAUUACCGGAAAUUGAUGUUCUUCUUCAGAAGAUUCCCGAAUUUUACCAACUUGUGGGUGCAGAAGUUGCACAGACUUUUCAUGAUAAAAUAUCCUCCGCAUCCCAGGAAGAUGGAAGACGCCUUCUACAGAGUGUAUUUGGUAAAGUCAUGACAGCAUCUCCUGAAACAGUUGCAAAAUACGCCAAGAAGAUGGUUGCAAGAACCAAGAGUCAGCCUGAGUUGUUUGGCCCUGUUCUAGCGGAUCUUAUUCAAAGACUGAACAGUCAAUUUCCGGAUGAUGUUGGUCUUUUUUGUGGAUGUUUGAUGCUAAAUCACUGCUUCUUGAAUCCUGGUGAAGCCAUGUUUCUUCACGCCAAGGAACCCCAUGCUUACAUUUCUGGUAAUAUUAUGGAGUGUAUGGCAACUUCGGAUAAUGUGAUCCGUGCUGGGUUUACUCCGAAGUUUAAGGACGUUGACACUUUGGUCUCAUGUCUUACGUACACCACUAAUCCUGUUGAAGAGCAAAAGCAAAAGCCUGAAGACUUUGCACGCGGAACUGGUGAUGCCAAGUUUGCCCUUUACAAUCCUCCAAUUGAUGAAUUUUCCGUUUUGCAGGUGAAAUUUGAGGCUAGAAUCGGUCUUUCUGCUCAUAUUGCAGGAAUUCAUGGCCCUUCCAUUGUUAUAGUUACUGAUGGAUCAGGAGAAAUUGCAGUUAGGGGUGAAAAGUCUCAAAAAGCUGAACCAGGAUACAUCUAUUUUGUUGCACCAGAUGUUGAACUCUCUUUGUCAAGUUCUUCAUCAAGUUCUCCAUUCACUCUUUACAGAGCGUUUUGCGAAUUGGAGUAG